Colletes gigas is the source of this 1121-nucleotide messenger RNA. Its product is annotated as probable oligoribonuclease. The transcript has 5 exons. Lineage: Eukaryota; Metazoa; Arthropoda; Insecta; Hymenoptera; Colletidae. The record is from RefSeq and is a predicted model, not a curated record. Bases 532 to 1080 code for a protein of 182 amino acids. Gene Ontology annotation, molecular function: nucleic acid binding; 3'-5'-RNA exonuclease activity. Gene Ontology annotation, cellular component: mitochondrion.
GAAUAAAGAAAGAAAAUUAAUUUCAAAUGUAUUACGUCUCUUGUUGUACGUUUCAUUUAAGAGAUGUUAUACAUAUACAGCAAAAAAAUAUGAUUAAUCGUUCAGAACUUAUAUUCCUGUUAAACCUUCAUUUGCAAUAAACUUCAGUGAUUUGUUUAAUGACAAUUUAAAGUAGAUUUCAAUGCUUUAUGUAAUUAUUCGCAUACUAUUGCCAAUUUUUGUCUAUAAAUUGUAUUUUUCUCUGUUUUUAUGGGGUCUUGACCCAGUUUCAAACUGGGUUAUGGUCACCAGCAUUUUGGAAAUUCAAUUUUAACCGAAAAAUCGGUUUCUUACAACCGAAGGAAUGAUUUAGAGAGGGGGAGAAAGGGAACGCAUAGAAUUCUUUGAAAUUAUAUCAUUUAUUGCCCUAGAUUUAUAUUAUACAAAGCUUAAAUACAUAUACAUAUACGUAUACAUAGUUGCUUGAUCUUGAGAAUGUGUACACCGUCAUUGAAUUUAUUAGAUUGAGUAGUUACUUUCAUCGAUUAAGACAUGGCUUCAAUGGAAAACAAAUUUAUGGUGUGGAUAGACGGAGAAUACACCGGACUUAGAGACGACGAUAAAAUUUUGGAAAUUGCUUGCAUAAUAACUGACAACGAUUUGAACGUAGUUAGCGAAGAUUUUAAUGUUGUAAUUAAUCAACCGGAUGCAGUAUUAGAAAAUAUGGAAGAAUGGUGUAUAGAACAUCAUAAUAAAUCAGGGUUGGUGGAUGACUGUAAAUCUAGUAGAAUUAGUUUAAAAGAAGCGGAAGAAAUGUUACUUAAUUUCAUAAAGAAGUAUGUACUGGAGGGAACUUGUCCAAUGGCUGGUAACACAAUAUACUGGGAUCGUCUGUAUUUGAUGAAAUACAUGCCAUUAGUUCAUAAAUAUUUACAUCAUAGAAUCAUUGAUGUCAGCACGAUUAAACAACUUGUCAGGAUGUGGAAUCCAAAGGAGUUUGAAAAUGCACCUAAAAAAGUAUUCUGUCAUAGAGCUCUGUCGGAUAUAAAGGAAAGCAUACAGGAAUUAAAAUAUUAUAAGAAAAAUAUAUUUAUAUCUUAAAUCCUUUAACAUAAAGUAAAAAUAAGAUAAAUUUGUACAUA